AUGAUGAGGACCAACGAAGCAUCUUGUGAAUUCGAAUCUAUAACCAUUGAGGAACAAACACCAUUGAAGGUGUUCAAAGUAGAGCCAAAUCUCGUGGAUCCAAUCGAGGAAAACAGAGAACUUGAAGAGGAGUUGGACAAACUAUCAUCCGUGUUAUCAUCCACAACACGGACCUACAGCAGAAUUAAGAGCAGAGAGAAAACAAAAAUAGAACAACCGUCCUCCAGUGAGGAUGAGAGAGAAGAAGAGGAAUUAAAGAGGCCAGAUUUUGUAGCAGUACCGGUAGAAGAUGAAGAGCUGUACAACUUGCUAGGCACACCAGAAGAAUCAUUGGCUGACCCAGACCUUGAAUGUGAAAGGACAAAAAGAAGCAGAAAAAGAAAGAAGACGCUGUGUGAUCAAGCUAUGUCGCCAGCGAAACAGGUGAGGGAUUUGAUUUGAGUGCUCUGUGUCUGU
Homalodisca vitripennis (glassy-winged sharpshooter) is the source of this 456-nucleotide messenger RNA. RefSeq lists its product as uncharacterized. The record is from RefSeq and is a predicted model, not a curated record. Lineage: Eukaryota; Metazoa; Arthropoda; Insecta; Hemiptera; Cicadellidae. Bases 1 to 441 code for a protein of 146 amino acids. The transcript is spliced from 4 exons.